Fukomys damarensis (Damara mole-rat) is the source of this 2040-nucleotide messenger RNA. It is a transcript of the gene Arih2, whose product is annotated as ariadne RBR E3 ubiquitin protein ligase 2. Gene Ontology annotation, molecular function: zinc ion binding; ubiquitin conjugating enzyme binding; ubiquitin protein ligase activity. The transcript is spliced from 15 exons. NCBI's taxonomy places the organism in Eukaryota, Metazoa, Chordata, Mammalia, Rodentia, Bathyergidae. The record is from RefSeq and is a predicted model, not a curated record. The coding region runs from base 181 to 1656 and encodes 491 amino acids. Gene Ontology annotation, cellular component: cytoplasm; ubiquitin ligase complex. Gene Ontology annotation, biological process: ubiquitin-dependent protein catabolic process; protein polyubiquitination; positive regulation of proteasomal ubiquitin-dependent protein catabolic process.
UCAGGCCCUUUAUGUGAAGUCACCAUUAUCAGCUGCUGCUGCUGCUGCUUCAGGAAAGGAUUUCCCUUUGAUGAACCUGGGCCAGGGGCAUAUUGAAUACAGAAUCACUAAUGCAUUUGAGAAAGCGGUGAAGUUUGAGGGGAGAAAAGUUCCUGAUUUGCAACUUUACUGGAUGCAAAGAUGUCAGUGGACAUGAAUAGCCAGGGGUCUGACAGCAAUGAGGAGGACUAUGACCCAAAUUGUGAGGAGGAAGAGGAGGAUGAGGACCCUGGGGACAUAGAGGACUAUUAUGUGGGAGUAGCUAGUGAUGUGGAGCAGCAAGGGGCUGAUGCCUUUGAUCCGGAGGAGUACCAGUUUACUUGCUUGACCUAUAAGGAGUCUGAGGGUGCUCUCAAUGAACAUAUGACCAGCUUAGCCUCUGUCCUAAAGGUAUCUCAUUCAGUUGCCAAACUUAUAUUAGUUAAUUUCCACUGGCAAGUCUCAGAGAUAUUGGACAGAUAUAAGACCAAUUCUGCUCAGCUGCUUGUUGAAGCUCGAGUUCAGCCUAAUCCAUCAAAACAUGUCCCCACAGCCCAUCCUCCUCACCACUGUGCAGUGUGUAUGCAGUUUGUGCGGAAGGAAAACUUACUCUCUCUGGCAUGUCAGCACCAGUUUUGCCGCAGCUGCUGGGAGCAGCACUGCUCAGUACUUGUCAAGGACGGCGUGGGUGUGGGAGUCUCUUGUAUGGCUCAGGACUGUCCACUCCGUACACCAGAGGACUUUGUGUUUCCAUUGCUUCCCAAUGAAGAAUUGAGAGACAAAUACAGGCGCUACCUCUUCAGGGAUUAUGUGGAGAGUCAUUACCAGCUCCAGCUGUGCCCUGGUGCAGACUGCCCCAUGGUUAUUCGGGUACAGGAGCCUAGAGCUCGCCGAGUGCAGUGUAAUCGGUGCAACGAGGUCUUCUGUUUCAAGUGUCGUCAGAUGUAUCACGCCCCCACAGACUGCGCCACAAUCCGGAAAUGGCUCACGAAGUGUGCAGACGACUCUGAAACGGCCAACUACAUUAGUGCUCACACUAAAGACUGUCCCAAGUGUAACAUCUGCAUUGAGAAGAAUGGAGGCUGCAAUCACAUGCAAUGCUCCAAAUGUAAACACGACUUCUGCUGGAUGUGCCUAGGUGAUUGGAAGACUCAUGGUAGCGAGUACUAUGAGUGCAGUCGGUACAAGGAGAAUCCUGACAUUGUCAACCAGAGCCAGCAAGCCCAGGCCAGGGAGGCCCUCAAGAAGUACUUGUUCUAUUUUGAGAGGUGGGAAAAUCACAACAAAAGUUUGCAGCUAGAGGCCCAGACAUACCAGCGGAUUCAUGAGAAGAUUCAGGAGAGAGUCAUGAACAAUCUGGGGACUUGGAUUGACUGGCAGUACCUACAGAAUGCUGCCAAGCUCUUGGCCAAGUGUCGAUACACCUUGCAGUACACCUACCCAUAUGCAUACUACAUGGAGUCUGGCCCCAGGAAGAAGCUGUUUGAAUACCAGCAGGCUCAACUGGAAGCUGAGAUUGAAAACCUCUCAUGGAAAGUGGAACGUGCGGACAGCUAUGACAGAGGGGACUUGGAGAACCAGAUGCACAUAGCAGAGCAGCGAAGGAGAACCCUGCUAAAGGAUUUCCAUGAUACUUAAGUCGGAACAUGGAUGUGCCGGGGUGAAGAUGUGGCUCCAAGGUCUCCCGGCGGCCAUACUGCAUGCUGCAGGCUCUGCCUUUUACAACCCAGGUUGCAGCCAGGGCCCCACUCCUGAGAGACAUUGGCAGCACAUCUCUUAGUUGAUUUCUGUUUUCUUCUCAUCUUUUGCUUUUUGUUUCUACCAGGGUAGAGGCCAUGUUGGUUUGACCUCUUUUCAGGACUUUUAAUCCCCCCUGGAUGGUUGUUGGGAGGGAGGGAAUGUUUUUUUCUGAAUGGCUAUUAAUAGAAUUAGAUCAUUACAACUUAUGUAAUUUUCAAAGGUUGUAUAAUUAUUAAAAAAAAAAGGCAAAUAAUAGGAUAACGCAACGCCCUUUUAAAAAAU